Messenger RNA from Penicillium vulpinum, 1179 nucleotides. RefSeq names its product putative transsulfuration enzyme family protein. Gene Ontology annotation, biological process: transsulfuration. Gene Ontology annotation, cellular component: cytoplasm. The transcript is spliced from 2 exons. Gene Ontology annotation, molecular function: carbon-sulfur lyase activity; pyridoxal phosphate binding. The coding region runs from base 1 to 1179 and encodes 392 amino acids. NCBI's taxonomy places the organism in Eukaryota, Fungi, Ascomycota, Eurotiomycetes, Eurotiales, Aspergillaceae. The record is from RefSeq and is a predicted model, not a curated record.
AUGGUCUCUGAUAACGCCCACUCUUCCACCAAAGCGUUGCAUGCAGAUGGUGGCCUAAAUCUAGUGACCGAUGUCGCACCCCCAAUCCAUCUAUCUACAAUAUUCAGAUAUCCUGAUGACCCAGCUCAACUUAUCCCAUCCGAGGAUCCAGUGGAUGAGUUCAACGGCAAGAACUAUGUCUAUUCCCGUGAAUUUGCCCCAAACGCAACCCGAUUCGAAGCAGUUCUCUCAUCUCUCAUAGGCGGGAAUGCAGUGAGCUACUCAACUGGACUAGCCGCCCUACACGCCGCUCUCACACUUCUCAACCCGCGCCACAUCUCCGUCGGCGAGGGAUACCACGGCAGCCACGAAGUUAUCGCUGUGAUAUCGCGUCUUUCCGGGCUACAAAAACUGGCUCUUGACUGUCCCGCCGAAAGCCUAGGCUCUGGCGAUGUCAUCCUCCUAGAAACACCCAUCAACCCGCUGGGAACAGCGUUCAGCAUCGAGGAAUACGCACGCAAGGCCCACUCGCGCGGCGCAUUCCUCAUUGUCGAUAGUACUUUUGCGCCGCCUAGUUUGCAGGAUCCUUUCCUCUGGGGCGCGGAUAUCGUCAUGCAUUCUGGGUCGAAGUAUUUCGGUGGACAUAGUGAUUUGCUCUGUGGCGUGCUUGGUACAAAGCGUGCUGAUUGGACGAAGCGGUUGUUUGAAGAUAGAAUUGCACUUGGAAGUGUGAUGGGAAAUAUGGAGAGCUGGCUCGGGAUCCGGAGUUUGCGCACGCUGGAGGUGCGGGUUCAGCGGGCUAGCCAGAAUUCGGCGAGGUUGGUUUCCUGGCUUCAUGGUGCUAUGCAAGUCUCAUCUCCUGCUAUGGGUAGUGAGGAGUCGGUCGUUCAGUCGGUUGUACAAAGGAUUUACCAUGCUAGUUUGCAGGAUGAGCCGUGGUUGCAGAAGCAGAUGCCUAAUGGGUUUGGUCCAGUCUUCUCCAUUGUCUUGCGCAAUGAGGAGUUAGCAAAGACUUUGCCAUCUAAGCUUCACUUCUUCCAACAUGCUACUAGUCUAGGCGGUGUUGAGUCUUUGAUUGAGUGGCGGGCUUUAUCGGAUUCCAAGGUUGACCGAAAGCUACUGAGAGUUAGCAUUGGGCUAGAGAACUGGGAGGAUCUGAAGGAUGACUUGCUCCAGGCAUUCAAGUCGCUUUUGGGAUGA